GGGCCGGAAGUGGCAGUGGAGGGAGGGAAGAUGGCGGAGGUGGGGGAGAUAAUCGAGGGCUGCCGCCUGCCCGUGCUUCGGCGGAACCAGGACAACGAAGAUGAGUGGCCCCUGGCCGAGAUCCUGAGCGUGAAGGACAUCAGUGGCCGCAAGCUUUUCUACGUCCAUUAUAUUGACUUCAACAAACGCCUGGAUGAAUGGGUGACCCACGAGCGGCUGGACCUAAAGAAGAUCCAGUUCCCCAAGAAAGAGGCCAAGACUCCCACCAAGAACGGACUUCCUGGGUCCCGGCCCGGCUCUCCAGAGAGAGAGGUGCCGGCCUCCGCCCAGGCCAGCGGGAAGACCUUGCCAAUCCCGGUCCAGAUCACACUCCGCUUCAACCUGCCCAAGGAGCGGGAGGCCAUUCCCGGUGGCGAGCCUGACCAGCCGCUCUCCUCCAGCUCCUGCCUGCAGCCCAACCACCGCUCAACGAAACGGAAGGUGGAGGUGGUUUCACCAGCAACUCCAGUGCCCAGCGAGACAGCCCCAGCCUCAGUUUUCCCUCAGAAUGGAUCCGCCCGUAGAGCAGUUGCAGCUCAGCCAGGGCGGAAGCGAAAAUCAAAUUGCUUGGGCACUGACGAGGACUCCCAGGACAGCUCAGAUGGGAUCCCGUCGGCUCCACGCAUGACUGGCAGCUUGGUGUCCGACCGGAGCCACGACGACAUCGUUACCCGGAUGAAGAACAUCGAGUGCAUCGAGCUGGGCCGGCACCGCCUGAAGCCGUGGUACUUCUCCCCGUACCCGCAGGAGCUGACCGCGCUGCCCGUCCUCUACCUCUGCGAGUUCUGCCUCAAGUACGGCCGGAGCCUGAAGUGUCUGCAGCGCCACCUGACCAAGUGUGACCUGCGACACCCUCCGGGCAACGAGAUUUACCGCAAGGGCACCAUCUCUUUCUUUGAGAUCGAUGGACGGAAGAACAAGAGUUAUUCCCAGAACCUGUGUCUCUUGGCCAAGUGCUUCCUCGACCAUAAGACGUUGUACUACGACACAGACCCCUUCCUGUUCUACGUCAUGACGGAGUACGACUGUAAGGGCUUCCACAUCGUGGGCUACUUCUCCAAGGAGAAGGAGUCCACGGAAGACUACAACGUCGCCUGCAUCCUGACCCUGCCUCCCUACCAGCGCCGGGGCUACGGCAAGCUGCUGAUCGAGUUCACGAGAUCAGUGAAAUCACCAGCAUCAAGAAGGAGGAUGUCAUCUCUACUCUACAGUACCUCAACCUCAUCAAUUACUACAAGGGCCAGUACAUCCUCACACUGUCGGAAGACAUCGUUGAUGGGCACGAACGAGCUAUGCUCAAGCGUCUCCUUCGGAUCGACUCCAAGUGUCUGCACUUCACUCCCAAGGACUGGAGCAAGAGGGGCAAGUGGUGACCAGGCACUGUCCACAGCAGUGGCGACGAGACAGAAGCGGGGCCGACAGCACGUCUCACCCCUCCCAGGGCCCCCAAGAGGCACACCAAGGGAGGUGGGGCUGAGGACAGCUCCAUAAGGAGAGGGCGGGCCUCGUAGGGCCUGGGCCGGCUGGGGCCCAGCACCAAGGCGAGCUCAGGGCUCAGGUCAAUUCCAACGUCAGCUGGCUGCAGGUCUAGGCCUGCUAUGAACGAGGGACCGGAGGGAGCCAGGCAGCUGUGUACAGUGACAUGGCGUGGGGGGAGGGGGACACACUCUGUACAGAGGACUAGCGGCUGUAAAAUUUUCUUUUGUAAAGUAGGAGUUGGGGGUGGGUGGGUACUGGCUGCAAAAUUCUGGCCUCUCUUGCCCUCACUGCCCUUGGCAAUAAAUUGUUUCUAUAGGCCACA
Messenger RNA from Suricata suricatta (meerkat), 1840 nucleotides. It is a transcript of the gene KAT5, whose product is annotated as lysine acetyltransferase 5. NCBI's taxonomy places the organism in Eukaryota, Metazoa, Chordata, Mammalia, Carnivora, Herpestidae. The coding region runs from base 31 to 1530 and encodes 499 amino acids. Gene Ontology annotation, molecular function: histone acetyltransferase activity. Gene Ontology annotation, biological process: regulation of DNA-templated transcription. The record is from RefSeq and is a predicted model, not a curated record. The transcript has 13 exons.